CAUUUUGAGUCAGUUCCAAGACCCACCAAGGCUCACCUGUCCCCCAAAAGCGGCUCACAGAGGUUCCCAGGCUGCAUCCCCCCUCCUCGUCUUUCCUGCGCUGGUGAGCCAGUCAGCAGAGCAGGCUGAACAAAGCCAUGGGAGAGAGAGGAGCAUUUGGGAAGAAAUGUCUCUCACUGACUCUGUCGCCUGGACAACCGGAGCAUGGCGGGGAUGAAAUUGCAUAGCACAAGUUCAGCGCAUCACAAGUGGACCCAGAAGGCCUGAACGCUCCACCUGUCAUUCUCCUCUCAUCAGGUGCCAGCAUGGAUGUGGAGGAUGAGCCGCUGCUGUUUCAAACCAGCUGGGGAGGGGAGGAGGAGGAUGAAGAGGACGAGGAGGAGGAGGAGGAAGAAGAUGAUGGAGGAGUGCAUGCAGAUAGGCAAAGGUGUUACUCUGAGGAGGCUGGGGUUUGUGGGCUGUGGAGGGCAGUAGGUUGGGUGUACACGCAGCCCUGUGCCAGCGGAGUGGUGUUAGGGGUAGUUGUCCUGCUACCAUGCGCCCUGUUUGCCUACAUGCUCCUCUACUGCCCUCCUCUGGACAUAGACCUCUCCUACAGUGCCUUUGAGGUUCACAGUCACUUCUCGGCCGAGCGCUUCGAUGCCCUCACCAUCGCUGUAAAGACUCAGCUGGGGUCCUGGGACAGACGUAGGCGAGACCUAGAUGACGGAGAGUCGGAGGCCCUGCGGGAGCUUCUGCUGGAGCAGCUGGGCAGACACGGACUGUUCAACAGGACAGAUAACCAAGGCACGAGGUCAUCUACUCCUCAGAAUGAGCCUUCAAAUGCAGGAGAUGAUCAGACGAGGGGAGCAGCAGAUGAAAGGACAGAGCCUCAUUUGGGUCAGGAGGAAAUGGGGAAGCACAAGAGCUCAGAUCACAGAGCCGAGGAGGAGGAAGCGAUGUCGCUGGAUGGAAAUUCCACGUUGCCACUCAUCAGGAGGCGCAGGUUUGCUCCCAAUUACUACAUGCAGACCCAGGCUCUGUGGAGGAUCGAGCUGGUGUUUGUGGCUCAAGGGAAGGGCGAUCGCAACAUCUUCACCCCAGAGCGCCUGCAGACGAUUCACCACGUGGAGCGUCUGCUCAUGCAGCACCCACAGUUCCAUCAGUUCUGCUGGAAGCCUCUGGAGAUGCUGAGGGAUCUUCCUCUGGGACCGUCCUACUGCUCCCCGCCCAGCUCGCUUCUGUCUUACCUGUACCCCAGUGAGAGGGGAGGGAAGAUAUACUAUGAUGGCAUGGGCCCAGACCUUGCUGAUAUACAAGGUUCUCUGAGUCUGGCCAUCACCCACCCACAGUUCUACUGGUACGUGGAUGAGAGUCUCUCCCCCGAGCACCUCUCCUCCUCUCUCCUGCGUAGUGAGAUCCACUUCGGGGCUCCUCUGCCUUCCUACUACUCGCUGCAGGACCGAGCUGACGAGCAAAGAUCCCGCUUCAAAAACUUUGUGGUCCAGUAUGCAGACAUCCUGGCCGAGCAAUCUACCAGCCAGGUGAAGGUGCUGUACGGGGGGACAGAGCUGUUUGACGACGAGGUCCGACACACCUUCCACAAUGACAUGAUGCUGGCUGUCAUCAGCGGAGCCUGCAUCACCGUGCUCGUCUAUGUCCUCACCUCCUUUUCUGUGUUUCUGACGUUCUUUGGACUCGCGAGCAUUGGACUGAGCUGCCUCAUGGCUCUUUUUCUGUACCAUGUUGUCUUUGGUGUGAGGUACCUGGGCAUCCUCAAUGGAGUCGCUGCCUUUGUCAUCAUCGGCAUUGGGGUGGAUGAUGUAUUUGUGUUCAUCAGCACCUUCAGACAGGCGUCUCAUCUGCGUCGGCCGCAGCAGCGAAUGCUCUACACAAUUAAAACAGCUGGCCGAGCUACUUUCCUUACUUCCUUCACCACUGCGGCUGCAUAUGCUGCUAACACCUUCUCUCAGAUCCCAGCCGUGCAUGACUUUGGUCUUUUCAUGGCGCUCAUUGUGAGCUGCUGCUGGCUCUGUGUGUCGGUCCUGAUGCCAGCCGCGCUGUGCGUCUGGACUGAGUGUGUGGAGCCUCAGGAACAUGCCUGGUUGAAUCGCUGGAAGCGAUUUUCAGGCCUGUCAGCAAGCCACAGCCCUUUGUCAGAUGAGGAUGACGAUGUGGCACUCCUGUCAGUGGAGAUGGAGCCAGGCUCCUGUGACACAGACGCUGAUGCAGCCAUUCUUUCCCUGUCAGUGGAGACACCUCCGUCCCCUCCAGGGCAGCGGCAUGUGGGCGUGGUCAGCACGAAUCUCCAGUGGGCCCUGAAGCACUUGGUGGCAGAGCCAGCUGUGAAGCGACGAAAGCUCGUUCUAGGUGUCUUCCUCCUGGUCCUGCUCUUAUCUGCCGGCUGCUGCUGUCUCCUGAGGCCGGCCACACAUGCCCCCCUUCUUUUCCGCCGUGACACGAACCUCCAGACUCUGCUGGCUCUGAGGAGCAACCUCAGCGGUCAAGGCAUCUCCUGCCCGAUGUGCUCAGGUGUGUUCAUGGAGAAGCCACACCCGCUGUACACCCACAUUUCCUCCUCAUCUUUCAAGUUUUCUGCACAUCAGCAGACCCCGAUCACAACAACCGCCACUGCCCCUCGGAGUUCCGUAAAAUCAAGCACCAAUCAAACAGGCCCUUUACUUACGGUGUACAUAACGAAGUUGGACCUCGGAGCCUCUCCAACCCUUUACCGCUUCUCCCUUAACACCAGCACUCCCUCCCCGUGGAAAUCAUGCAGCACAGAGCACCAAGAGGUGUCGUCAUUUCAGGCUUAUAAUCAGCCCCGCAGCAAUUACACCACCAGAAUGACAGUGUGUGUUUCCCAUGUGUACCACCCGUACCCCAGCUGGAUGAUCACAUCCACCUCAUGUGACCCCCGUCAUGGCUGGACGCCAGAGUUUUCCUUUUAUGCAGCAUUGUCUCCGCAGCAGCACAGCAGGAAGCUGUUUUUUGCCCAGCGCCGCCUGAGACCUCACCCAAGCCGAGUGUGUGUCAGCCCUCCUGGCUGUGGCAUCAGUUCUGGGCCUGAUGGACCCACACGGGGAACCUUUUAUACUCCUCUCUCCAGCGAUCCCUCGUCUGCUGCAAAAAAGAAAACAUCCAAAACACUUGGCUUUAACCCGUGCAGCGGCGGAGCAUGUGGCCAUCCAGCGGUGCGUCCUCUGGUCGACACCGGGGCGAUGGUUUUUGUCGUGUUUGGCAUCUUGGGAAUCAACCGAACUGAACGCAGGGACAACCACGUUAUUGGAGAUAUGGGCAGCAUCAUACUGGAUCCAGACUUUGAUAUUUUCCAGGAAAUGGGGCAUCUUUGUCAAAUGUGUAAAUCUAUAAGUGCCAACAAACAACUUGUGAAGCCCGGGGGAGCGCAGUGUUUGCCAUCAGGCAACAAACUGUCAUCUAUUCUGCCUCUGCUUCAUCCUGAGUGUCACUCUCUCCCUGAACCCAACCUGCUCCCGGGGCAGCUGUCCCACGGCGCGGUGGGAAUGCAUGGGGGCAAAGUCCGCUGGCUGUCCAUGGCCUUUGAGUCUACCACAUACAAAGGGAAAUCCUCCUUUCAGACCUACUCUGACUUCCUCCAGUGGGAGAACUUCAUCCAGGAGCAGCUCGCCUCCCUCCCGCAGUCCUCCGCCCUGCAGCGGGGCUUCCAGACCUGCGAGCACUGGAAGCAGAUCUUCAUGGAAAUCAUAGGUGUGGAGAGUGCCCUCUGGAGUCUGCUGCUGUCCCUGGCCAUAUGUGUGGCAGCUGUGUCUGUGUUUACUGCACAUCUUCUGCUGCUGCUGCCAGUGCUCAUAACCAUUCUAGGCGUGAUCUGUCUGGUGGUGGCGCUCAUGUAUUGGCUGGGCUGGGAGAUGGGAGCAGUGGAGGCCAUUUCUCUGUCCAUACUCGUGGGAUCCUCGGUGGAUUACUGUCUGCACCUGGUGGAGGGAUACCUGCUGGCUGGGGAGACCCUUCCCUCCACGUCUGGUUGUAACUCGGAGCCUCCGGUCGAGAGGCAGAGGCGGACCCUGGAGGCAGUGAACCAUGUGGGCGUUGCCAUAGUGUCCAGCGCCGUCACCACAGCGAUCUCCACAGUCCCUCUCUUCUUCUGUGUCAUUGUGCCUUUCGCCAAGUUCGGCCAAAUAGUGGCCAUUAACACCGCCGUCUCCAUCUUGUUCACCCUGACUGUGACUGUGGCCAUGCUGGCCCUCAUGGCCCCUGCCAGCUUCAACAGACCCCCCGGCGCUGUGCUGAAGGCCGGCCUGGCCGUGAUGGCGGCUGCAGCCUUGGGAGCGGCCGUGUGCUGGGUGGGAGGACAGCUGGGAGCGCUGGCCUGGCAAUCAAUCAGCGUUUAAACUACAAUUGUGAGCCAGCUCACACUGAUGUCAGACAGAGGAGUUCCUCUGUAGCACUGCAUUUCCUCCCAUGUUCAGGAGGAAUAUCAGCUCAGUAAAUGAUCUUGAACUUUACAGCACAAAGAUGUCAGAAUCAGUUCCAUGAUUAGAAACUGUUUGUCAUCAUACAAAUCGUUUAAUUUCACUUGCGUUGAUCAGUGGAUUGUAAGAGUUACCCACUGGGUACCUCUUUUAAAAUAUGAUGUGUAAAUGACUGUGACUCACAUGGAGAGUUGACAUGAUGAUUCAGCUGAGGUAUUUCUUUUGAGCUGUUAUCGCCCUCGGCAGAGAGGUGGAGAUGAUCUGAGGAAUAGUUGGGAAAUGCCGGCUGAGUCACAGUUUUAUGUCAGUGUAACUUAUUCAGUUGUGAAGAGCGGAUGACUGUUCUGUGACCUGCUGUCAGGGCGCAGCGCUCUGACGUCCGUGAUGAUUAGUGUUCCUGCUUCACAUGGCUCACGGCCACCUAGUGAAACAUCACUUUUUUUUGUGUUCUCGUAGUUGUGCACUGAAUGUGUUUUCAGCCACAUUUGUAACAAAGCUAAUGAUGUCCUAAUGUGGCUUGAUUUAAAGUUGUACUAGUCAUAUUUAUAUGGAGAGUUUUGUUAAAUGUAAUGUGUGAUGUAAAUGUUCCAGUAAGCUGCUCUCACACAUUCUGAUGCUGCCAGCUCACACUUGUUCUGAAGAGUUGGGCAAUACCACAAGAUGUCAGGGGCGGGAGAAGAAUUAAGAUCGUUAAGUAAAAGUACAAAUACCACACUGAGGAAAUACUCCACUACAAGUAAAAGUCCUGCAUUCAAAACUUACAGUAAAACUAUGGAAGUAAUAUCAGUAAAUCAAAAGUACUAAUUGUGCAGUAAAAAUGUGUUUUGACUGUGUUUGGAUCAAUAUUACAGCUGAAUUUUUUAUGUAUAUGUUGCAUUUUACUGCUGUAGGUGUUAUAUAGACUGUUUGCUACAGCUAUAAGAUAUUCUAUAAGAUCCGAAGAAGAGCAACAACUUGGGUGUUCUGCGCCCUGGCAGUGACCAGGUAAGCUAACACACCACACUAUGACUGGUCUCGAAUCCAAAAGUAUUGUAUUUUCCCAGCUCAUAAACAAUUAAUCCUUCAGAUUAUCAUAAACAUUCAAAGUCACUGUACAGGAACAACAAUUAUUAUCUGGCAGGAACUAGUAACUAAAGCUGUCAGACAUGUAGUGGAGUAAAAAUACAAAGUUUGCACAAUAUUUGCAUCUGACAUAGAGUGGGGUAGGAGUGUGAAGAACAAGCUGAAAAAAAAAGUCUCCUACAAGAUCUACUCAGCCCCAUGCAGGUGGAACGUCUUUGUAGUCCACAAAAACAUUUCUGGAGCUUGACAGCAAAACAACGUUGCAGCAUUCUCCUAAACAACCUGAUUAGAUGGGGGCUCGUUUUAAAACUCACAGCUCCAUACAGCUCAUCAUAUGUACACCAAAAACUGAUUUGAAAAGAAGUUAUUUAAACCCUAAAUCUUCCCUGUAUGUCAGCGUUGUUCAUGGCCCGCUGCACUUGGGUGAGGCCUGCUGAUGACGGGGUCAUCAGCAGGCCUCAGCAGAGUUUGAUGAUGAGCUGUUCAUUUGAAUCAGGUGUGUCAGGGCAGAGAAACACCUUAAACAUGCAGGGCACGUUUUUUUUAGGAGAAUCCUAAAUAGCAUGAAGAUCCAGAAUUAUUUUUUUUGGACUAUAAAACUUAACCUUAUUUUAGAGUAAUUGUUGAUUUUUUUUGGUGGACUUAUCCUUUAAAUUUGCUUUAGAUCAAAAUACUCACAUAAAGCACAAGUACCUCCAAUCUGUAAUAAAGUGCAGUACUUGAAUCAAUUCACUUUAGAUUCCACCCCUGCAAUCAUCCACUUUUAUGACCCUUAGCGUGUUUACAUCUUUGAUCUUAAACUCCAACAAAGUCUCUAUUUUUGUCAUCGGCACCAAUCGAAGGAGACAUCCUGUUCGGGCCCUCAGGUGCACCCUCAGCACGCCCUCCACCGCUCUCGUAAUCACUCACUGUAACAAACUCUGCUCUCUCCUCUGCUCUCACACAGUUUAGAGCACCACUCAUGCACCCAUCGACGCCGGCUCCGGUCUGGCCCGCAGUCAAGGUGAGGGUCAUUUGUCAAACCACAUAACACAGUAACUGUCAGGGAGAGGCACUGACUCAACAAGAGCAGUAUAUUUCUGUUUUGUGUGUGUGUGUGUGUGUGUGCGCGUGUGUUAUUUGUGAAUGUCAAAUAAAACAGGUGCAGAAAGCCUCGGGUCUUCUCUUUUGUGAAAGCUCAGCGUGGUUUUCUUCUGCAUUGUUAUGUAACAGAGCAGGAUGAAGGCCUGCCACUGUUUGCUUGCAGUCACAGUUUACUGAGAGAGCUACAGUAGAGAGAGCGUCACAUCUCCUGUUGUUAAUUAUUCAUGUGAAACGGCUCAGAUUUUUUUAUUGAAUUGCAGCGCAUUAAAGUUUCAUGCCGGGUUAUUAAACAAAAGGAAGCUGUUCAGCAGUCCUGCUCGUCGUGAUGGAAACAGAAGUAGGGAGGAUGUAAACAAAUAUUGUGAGGAGAAGCAGAAAAACCUUGGCAGACUUUUAUCCCAGGGAGUCCCAUUUUAUUUGACUGAGCACCAUUUUAUUGUGUUGCAGUAGAAAAAAGAAAUAGUGUAGCAGAUUAUCAGUACAUCUCCACUGUCAGGUCCAUUUACAUUUGUUUGAAACUGUAGGCGAUUGUUUUAUUCAAGGAGCACUUCUUGCAUGGCGAUUUCAUUUACUUGCAAAUGACAAGUACGUACAGCUGAUGUAAAAAUAAAUAUUUCUCUUAAAGGGUAAGAUGUUAUGUUGCUUGAUCUAGAAAUAAACUGAAUUACAGUCUGUGCUUUGUGGACCACUCAGUUCUUUUCAAUAGAGUUUCUACCUUACCAUGACAAGUACACCCAAAAAUGAACACUCAGUCAUUAUCUGUUUACCUUCAUGCCGAUGGAAAGUUUUGUAGUCCACAAAACAUUUCUGGAGCUUCACAGUAAAACAGCGCUGCAGCAUUCUCCGAGACAACUACAGUAGGUAGGGACUUAUGUUGAAACGUUAAAAAAAACAACAGAAAAAUAAAUCUCUGAAGUGGCUGCACACAGCUUGUUCGGUUUAAUCCAAGUCUCCGGAAGUCAUGAGAUCCAAAAUUGAUUUGAAAAGAUGUUAUUUACAUCCUCGAGAUGAGAUCGUCUAGCCUGAAUCAAGUCUCUGAAAGCCCUGAGAUCUCACAUUGAUUUGAAAAGACAUUAUUUACGCCCCUUUUAAGAAAAAAUCUUAUCCAAGGGUGUAAAUAACAUCUUUUCAAAUAAAUGUGGGGCCUCAAGGCUUCCAGAGACCAGGAUUACACGAGCUGAUGAGCUGCAUUGAACCAUUCUAAGAUUUUUUUACAUCCCCAUCUACUUCAGUUGUUUAGGAGACUGCUGCAACGCUGUUUUACCAUUAAGCUUCAGAAAUGUUCUGUGAAACUCAUUUUUGGGUCAACUUUUUAACCCUCUUUUUAAUUAUACAUAUGUCUGGGUUCACUGUUUUUUUUACUCUGUUUUUACUCUCAAGAACAACAAAAUAUGCAGAAAAAUCUAAAUGACAGCCAUCACAAAUAUGUGAAAUACCAUCAUGAAAAGAAAAUGUGUUUAUGUUAAAAGGUAUGGUGGUAAGGUAACCUUUUUAUCAUGUCUCUUCAUUUCUGAAACACGUUUUGACCCAUUUAAACAGUGUCUCACUUAGACUGUCUUGUUUCAUCUGCAUGUAUUUUGCAGCACUUUUCAUUGGGUUGAGUCGAACGAGGGCCAAUUUCAGUCGUGCCACUCUGGCAGUUUUCUGUGCCGCUCUGCUCGUGUUUUCAUACAAAAGCACACCAGAUUAGAAAUGGAAUAAUUACUGGGGGAGGUAACAUGUACGGGAAUGAAUAUUUAGCAAGGUGGAAAAAGGAAAUGCUUUCAGUCUCAAUUGACAAGCUCCAUCUAUAAAUAGUGUAUCAGAGAUGAGAUGAAGAAAGGAUAUUUAUAUUUUGCUUUGUGUUUUUUUUGUGUGUCUGCUUCAUGUUAGAAAAAGAACUUCUGAAACUCAUUUCAAACACAGAGCACUGUGACAUUUAAGUCCUCCGUUCUCUAUUACUCCUCCUACUCACAGG
Molecule: messenger RNA, 8535 nt
Organism: Acanthopagrus latus (yellowfin seabream)
Lineage: Eukaryota; Metazoa; Chordata; Actinopteri; Spariformes; Sparidae
Gene: disp3
Product: dispatched RND transporter family member 3
Exons: 22
Coding region: 306-4352 (1348 amino acids)
Cellular component (GO): membrane
Source: RefSeq, a predicted model, not a curated record